Molecule: messenger RNA, 735 nt
Organism: Knipowitschia caucasica
Lineage: Eukaryota; Metazoa; Chordata; Actinopteri; Gobiiformes; Gobiidae
Source: the annotation of a GenBank genome assembly
AUGGGAGUCCAGGCGGGUGAGUCCAGGCGGGUGAGUCCAGAGCUGGUGGGACAGACCCUGAACUCUGUCCCACACAAACGCCUCGUGCUCAGAGGCAAGAGAGAUGAGAGAGGCGAGAGAGAUGAGAGAGGCGAGAGAGACGAGAGAGGCGAGAAAGAUGAGAGAGGCGAGAGAGACGAGAGAGGCAAGAGAGAUGAGAGAGGCGAGAAAGACGAGAGAGGCAAGAGAGAUGAGAGAGGCGAGAAAGACGAGAGAGGCAAGAGAGAUGAGAGAGGCGAGAAAGACGAGAGAGGCAAGAGAGACGAGAGAGGCAAGAGAGAUGAGAGAGGCGAGAAAGACGAGAGAGGCAAGAGAGAUGAGAGAGGCGAGAAAGACGAGAGAGGCAAGAGAGACGAGAGAGGCAAGAGAGAUGAGAGAGGCGAGAAAGACGAGAGAGGCAAGAGAGAUGAGAGAGGCGAGAAAGACGAGAGAGGCAAGAGAGACGAGAGAGGCAAGAGAGAUGAGAGAGGCGAGAAAGACGAGAGAGGCAAGAGAGAUGAGAGAGGCAAGAUGCGAAAGAGGCGAGAAAUGAGAAAAGCGAGAGAGGCGAGCGAGAUGAGAGAGCUCAGAGACCCAGACACACCCUCAGUAAAGCUGCAGAGAGUGGUGCGUGUUCUUCUGGUUCUGACGGCGGAGACUGUGGUGACAUGUGACAUCACCUCAGGAGCCGAGUGCAGCCGCAGUAAUCGUCUCUGA